UACCACAUUCGAUGCUCGAACCAAACUGAAAAUAAUUCAGUCUAAGCGACUGUACGUUUGUUACGUAUUCAAAGCUUGUCUCCGAUACAUUUCUUGAAAAUGUCUGGACGUGGUAAAGGCGCAGGCAAGGCCAAAGGCACUAAAUCGAAAACUCGCUCGAGCAAAGCCGGACUUCAGUUCCCUGUCGGACGUAUCCAUCGUCUCCUUCGCAAGGGCAACUACGCUGAACGCGUCGGUGCUGGAGCUCCUGUUUACCUCGCCGCCGUUAUGGAAUACUUGGCUGCUGAGGUUUUGGAAUUGGCUGGUAAUGCCGCUCGUGACAAUAAGAAAACCAGGAUCAUCCCGCGUCAUCUUCAACUUGCCAUUCGCAACGACGAAGAAUUGAACAAACUGCUCUCUGGUGUCACCAUUGCCCAGGGUGGUGUUCUACCCAAUAUUCAGGCAGUUCUCUUACCUAAAAAAACUGAAAAAAGCUCUGCUUAAUAUAUAUAUAUUUUUUAACCAUACAUAUCAGUCCUUUUCAGGACUAUCAUAUUAUCAAACGUUGAACUAUAUCUAUUGGUUUUUUAGAAUCUUUGUAUGACUCAACUAUCUAUGAGUGUUUUACACUUUAUUACACACAUUUUCUAUAGUAGUACAGGUAAUUUAGACAAUGCUUAGUACACGUUUUUUCUGAAUCAUAUUCUGAAUAAAGCAGACUGUUUAGGAAACAAUGUCAAUUACAGAUAUUUCGUUAAAUUUAAACUAGUAAGGGUAUAUUUGAAUCACGUAUAUAUAUGGUAAUAAUAGUUUUUUUUCAGCGAUCUGAA
Messenger RNA from Phymastichus coffea, 809 nucleotides. Its product is annotated as histone H2A-like. The record is from RefSeq and is a predicted model, not a curated record. Gene Ontology annotation, cellular component: nucleosome. Bases 100 to 483 code for a protein of 127 amino acids. The transcript has a single exon. Lineage: Eukaryota; Metazoa; Arthropoda; Insecta; Hymenoptera; Eulophidae. Gene Ontology annotation, molecular function: DNA binding; protein heterodimerization activity; structural constituent of chromatin.